AUAUAGUGAAUGCAGGGUCCGGGGAGAGCGGAUAUAGUGAAUGCAGGGUCCGGGGAGAGCGGAUAUAGUGAAUGCGGGGUCCGGGGAGAGCGGAUAUAGUGAAUGCGGGGUCCGGGGAGAGCGGAUAUAGUGAAUGCGGGGUCCGGGGAGACCGGAUAUAGUGAAUGCAGGGUCUGGGGAGAGCGGAUAUAAGCGGAGAUAUUUGUUAUGUUGUUCAUUUUCAGAAUUUAUUUUGUAUCAAGGAGCGGGCAGCCUCCGGGUCCUUAACAAACCAUGACUCGUCUGCUGUCAGCAUAUUUUUAUUGGGGGGUUCCCCUCAAAAUCCGUAC
Staurois parvus is the source of this 329-nucleotide messenger RNA. The record is from the annotation of a GenBank genome assembly. Lineage: Eukaryota; Metazoa; Chordata; Amphibia; Anura; Ranidae.